AUGCACUACCCCCCUCAAUCCCUACUAACCAUCCUCUUCCUCCUAUCCCUCUUCCCCAAUCUCCCGUCCGUCUGUGCGUUGAACUUACCAUUUGGACAUUAUCAAUCGCAAGAACCAAGGCAACACGAUGCCAAAAACACGGUGGAUGUAGAAUUACCAGAUAUGGGAUUCGUCAAGACGAGACAGAGCCCACGGCCGAUCAUCACAGUCCCGCAAGCAGACCUGCGGCCGUUCCUCCUCGCGCUAAGGGAGACGGAAGUUAGCAUGAUAGCUAUUAUCGAUGCUAUGCUUGGGGAUCAAGGGAGUGCAAAUGUAACUGCAAUGCCAAGUGAGACGAGUUUGUUCCAAUCGAUACCGAUAUCGACAUCGACAGCAGGACUAGCACUGCCAGCAAUACAAACACCAACACCAACACCAACACCAAUAGCGACUCCAGAACCAGAGCCAGAACCUGUACCGGAUUCCAUUCCUGCCUCUGAACUUACAACAAUAUCGACUAUAACGACCCGAAGUACAACUACGAUUACGAUCACGACACCAGUGGCUCUUACGAAAACGAGAAGCGCGAGUGUGGAUGCUGUUAGCACCAUAGCGAGUUCAGAAGAUGCCAUUCAUACAGUUCCCGUGGCUGCUCCUAGCACCACGACCAUCUUUUUAACAACCCGAGACACAGUCCCUGUGGCUACUCUUAGCACCAUAACGAGCUCACAGGGAGUCCUAGAUACAGUGCCCGUGGCUGCUCCUAGCACCACGAUAUCUUUUCCUGGCAACAUGAACACUAUCGCACAACUACCUUCGUCAACAAGCUCAUUAACCGUAGUACCAAGCCUCCAAGUCCCAGACCCCGAGAAACGCUACACAUUCGACGCGACCUCCUCCAAGAACAUCGCCGUCUACUUCGGCCAAAGCGAUGCUACCCAGAGCUCCUCCCUAGAGGCCCAAUGCGCAGACCCGAACAUCGACAUCGUGAUCCUCGCCUUCAUCGUCUCACAGCCCGACGGGUCCAAAUAUCCAUCUAUCAAUUUUGGGCCCGCGUGCGGUGGACAAACUGAUGCCAUGCGUGCGUCUGCUCCUGGUUUAUUGAGUUGUCCGCAGUUGGCGGGCAUGAUUACGAGCUGUCAGAACACGUAUGGGAAGAAAGUGUUGUUGAGUAUGGGGGGCUCGACGGGGGGUUUUAGUUUUGCGGGGGAUGGACAGGCGGCGGCGUUUGCGGAUACGCUUUGGGGGUUGUUUGGACCGGUGGGGGGUAUGGAUGUUAUGUUGAGGCCGUUUGGGGGCGUGGAGGUUGAUGGGUUUGAUUUUGACAACGAAAACAACAACCCAACCGGUCUCGCCGCCGUAGCACACACUCUACGCGCUCACUUCUCCUCCAGCAGCACCAUAAAAUCAUACUACCUCUCCUCGGCCCCGCAAUGUCCAUUCCCGGACCAAUCCAACCCCGUUGAUCUAUUACUACAGUGCGACUUCGUCUGGGUGCAGUUCUACAACAACCCCUCGUGCGAACUCGGGUCCCCGGGCUUCGAGGCGAGCGUGAGGCAGUGGAGCGACGCGUUGAGCAAGGGCGGCAGUAAGGCGAAGUUGUACCUUGGGGCCCCGGCGUGGGCGCAGGCGGGACCGACGGCUGGGAGUGAGGGCAUGUUGAAUUUGGAGGGUGGGAAGGAUAUCAUUGCGUAUGCUAAGGAAGGGUUGAGUUCGUGA
Lachnellula hyalina is the source of this 1698-nucleotide messenger RNA. RefSeq names its product Endochitinase (gene chi3). Gene Ontology annotation, molecular function: chitinase activity. Gene Ontology annotation, biological process: carbohydrate metabolic process. The record is from RefSeq and is a predicted model, not a curated record. The transcript is spliced from 4 exons. Gene Ontology annotation, cellular component: extracellular region. Lineage: Eukaryota; Fungi; Ascomycota; Leotiomycetes; Helotiales; Lachnaceae. Bases 1 to 1698 code for a protein of 565 amino acids.